Messenger RNA from Dinoponera quadriceps, 2186 nucleotides. Its product is annotated as cytochrome P450 4C1-like. Bases 458 to 1984 code for a protein of 508 amino acids. Gene Ontology annotation, molecular function: oxidoreductase activity, acting on paired donors, with incorporation or reduction of molecular oxygen; monooxygenase activity; iron ion binding. The transcript has 13 exons. The record is from RefSeq and is a predicted model, not a curated record. Lineage: Eukaryota; Metazoa; Arthropoda; Insecta; Hymenoptera; Formicidae.
UUUUACUAUACUUUAUAUUUUAUAUCUAUGAAAUUUUAUACUAUAUUUUAUAUUUUAUAUCAAUGAAAUUAAAUGACACGCUAUAUAUGGUGCGCGGACGCAUCUCAGUAAGAAAUUAUUUUUAACCGAUAUUUUUAACCGAUUAGUGUGGUGCAAUGGUAUAUUAACGUUGAUAAGUGUUAUCAUUAUAAAAUUAAAAAUUGCGAUAAGAGAUAGUGAAAUACGGUUAUAUAAGUAGGACAUAUCCAACUGAUGUACAUUUGUUUCCAUAAAAACGAAAGAUCUUUGACGCAAAGUGUGUGUUUAAAGUCUACAAGAACGAUUUUAUCAAUAAACUGAACAGUGCUAUCAUCGUGGACUGUUCUCCGUAAAAUAAUACUACUUUUCUCGUGUCGUAACAAUCAAGGUCCAAAAAGAGGACGAGAUAAUAUUAAACCGAUCACUAUUUCAACAAAAAAUGAUUGUUGCUUUACUACUAACAUGCUUCUUUCUCGUGCUUUUACAUCAUUAUAUCGUCCAUUUUGGAAGAAAGGGGCGACUUAUCGACCGUAUACCAGGACCCAUGUCAUUUCCUAUUAUAGGCAAUAUUAAUGGAUGGAGGAAUUCGCCAGAGGAAAUGUGGCGAAUUUUUCGCGAUUCAGCAAGAACAUAUUAUCCAAUUAUGAAGAUAUGGCUUUUUGCAAUUCCAAACGUUUUCAUUUCUCAUCCGGACGAUAUAGAGAAAAUUCUAAACAGCACGAAGCACAUGGUGAAAGGUUAUCAAUAUAAUCUUCUACAAUCUUGGCUAGGCGAUGGUCUUCUCAUAAGCACAGGAAUGAAAUGGCAAAAAAGACGAAAGAUAUUAACGCCUGCAUUUCAUUUUUCUAUAUUGAAACAAUUCGUUGAGGUCUUGAUCGAGGAGGGCAAUCGCGCAGCGAAAUCUUUCAGUGAUACGGAAGAGUCAGUUAUCAACGAUUUGCAGCUUUUUACCAGUUAUCAUACAUUAAACGCAAUAUGUGAAACCUCCAUGGGCACUUCUUUGCAAAGUGGUCCAUUUCAGCAAAAAUAUCGUCAGACUGUUUACGAUAUGGGUAAAAUUUUCUACAACAGGCUAUUCAAGCCUUGGUUUUUAAAUGACACAAUAUUCAGUUUUACGUCAUUGAGUAGCGCACAUAAAGAAUAUUUGAACAUCCUGCACUCAUUCACCUCAAAAAUUAUCGCAGAAAGAAAGCGUUAUCAUGAACAAACUGGAGGACAGUAUUUGAAAUAUUUUGAAAACGACACAGAAAAUGAGGAAGCAACAGGGAGUAAAAUUAAAAAGAGACGAAUGGCCAUGUUGGAUAUUUUGAUUGCGGAAUCUCGUAAUAGCGGUCUGACUGAUUUGGACAUCAGAGAAGAAGUCGAUACCUUUGUGUUCGAGGGUCACGAUACUGUAGCGAUAGCUAUAUGUUUCAAUCUACUAUUGUUAGCUGAACAUAAAGAUAUUCAGGAUCGCGUAAGAAAAGAAAUUAGUGACGUAAUGCAGGAAAAUGACGGGAAACUUAAUAUGAACGCGUUGCAGAAUCUAUCAUAUUUGGAGAUGUGCUUAAAAGAAUCAAUGAGAAUGUAUCCUAGUGUUCCUAUCAUAUCGCGCGUUUGUACCGAAGAUGUGAAAUUACAGUCAUAUUUGGUGCCAGAAAGCACAACGGUGCAACUCCUCAUCUACGAUCUUCAUCAUAAUGCUAAGAUUUGGCCGAAUCCGGAGGUAUUUAAUCCAGACAGAUUCUUACCAGAGAAUAUAAAGACUCGUCAUUCUUACUCCUAUUUACCAUUCAGCGCGGGGCCACGAAAUUGCAUAGGUCAACGAUUCGCCAUCUUGGAGAUGAAGGCCCUAAUAGCUCCUCUUGUGCAUAACUUCCACUUAGAACCUAUUGAUUAUUUGAAAGAUGUCUCAUUGAAAGUGGACUUUGUACUACGUACUACGCGUUCGAUUCGCAUGAAAGUCAUUCCAAUCAAACAUACGUAGUCAUUUAAUAUUAAUAUUGAUUGGUAAGGAAUAAUCGAUCAGUUUUUAGUAACAUAUCAAGAAAUUCCUGAGAAACUGCUAAGUAAUCUAAUGCGUGAAUUAUGAAUAUAUCAGACCAACGAUUUGCAAUGUUGAAAAUGAAGGACAUAAUAUCUUCUUCAAUAUACAAUUAAUUUAAUUUAAUUAAUUUAAUUAAUUUAAA